AUGGAAAGAGAUCAAGCAGCUCUCCGAGAAGGGCUGGAGUCAGAAGAAAGUGAUGCCAAGCAAUUACCCCACAGCAGUACUGGGAGCAGACGUUCCAGGUCUAGCUCCAGGAGGUUGAAUCAGAUACAGGAAGCUGUGUUCCAACAAGUGGCCAUAGCACAAAAUAGUCAGGACACUCUGAACAAUAUGAUAGCCAUGAUGCGAUGGCAAGUCAACAGUUAG
This is a messenger RNA of Prunus armeniaca (apricot), 222 nucleotides long. Lineage: Eukaryota; Viridiplantae; Streptophyta; Magnoliopsida; Rosales; Rosaceae. The record is from the annotation of a GenBank genome assembly.